UCCUUCCAGAGAUUACAACUUGUGCUGAACCAAGAUGCGCGGACUCGCCCAAGCCAUCGCCGCUCUCCUUUGCCUCCUCCUCGUCAAGUCCUUGGCCGCACAGCCCGCCGACAAGGAGAGGCUCAUGAACGAGCUUGACGAUGGAAAAUGGUAUAGCAGCCAGGCAUUAUAUUAUGCCACGGAUGAAAUCAGACAACUCCAAAGACCGAAGAGAAGGUGGAAAGACUCGGUGGUUGAGGAUUUGAGGAUGGUCACUCAGUCCAGCCGACUUGAGCAGUUGAGAGGGCCAAGGGCAGCUUCAGAACCUAGUCACGCCGAUAAAUAA
This is a messenger RNA of Nezara viridula (southern green stink bug), 325 nucleotides long. Lineage: Eukaryota; Metazoa; Arthropoda; Insecta; Hemiptera; Pentatomidae. The record is from the annotation of a GenBank genome assembly.